Molecule: messenger RNA, 2046 nt
Organism: Linum tenue
Lineage: Eukaryota; Viridiplantae; Streptophyta; Magnoliopsida; Malpighiales; Linaceae
Source: the annotation of a GenBank genome assembly
GGGCUUUUGCCGGAGUUGUCAGUUAAUUCGGUCCGUCGAAACCGGCCUUCGUAGUUCGUACUGUGGUCUGUGAGUGGCUAAGAGGUAAGCUCACGCUACGCAAGGGCAACGGGAGCACGGAGCAAGCAAUAGGAAGAAAAAGAAGAAAAAAAACAAUGGCAGUUCCAGUAGCGCCUCCCUACUUGCCCUCUCCUCUUGCCUUCCUCGCUCCUCUCAAGCUGUCUUCUUCAAUUCGGACCCUCAAAUUUCCCAGAAGCUUUUGCUUUGUCUCCCAGUCUCUUCAAUCCCCCUCUUUCUAUACCGAGGACGACCCUGCCAUCGGCGACUGUCUCGUCUUCGAAGAAGGCAUUUUCGAAGACCCGUCUCUCGAUGGCCCUGAUUCUCCCACCCCGACCAAGAUUCCGCGCAGGAAGAAGAAGCUCACUCAGGAGAUCCCGACGGAGAACUUGGUCCCGGACGAAUGGCGAGAAACACAGGCGGAAAUUAACAUUACCAAGAAGGAGAGGCGCAGAAUUGCGCAGGAGAUGCAGUUCAAUAGCCGGCUGGAGAGGAAGACCCGAGGAUUGGCCCCUGUGAGGAGCGUGAAUUUGGACGAGUACAAGGCUUUUCGCGAGGCUAAGUUGGCUCAGUUGAAGCCACUGUAUCUUGACAAUAACCCCGCGGCAUCUCCUGAAGAUGACGAGGAUUCGGAUGAGGCAGAGGCAGAGUUUGAUGAUGAGGAUGAGUACGAGUAUGAGCAUGAAACGAAGAAUCCAAGUGAGCGAGUUGCGCCCCGGAACCCUAGGUGGGCGGUUUACGGGAAGGGCUUCGACGAUGUUAACGAUUUUUUCAGGAGUGGGAAGUACCAGCCCGGAGAGAAGAACCCAGGAGGCCGCCGGAAGUUGUUUACAAAGGAGGAAAAGGUUUUCCUGAACAGACGCAUCCCGGAUUUAGCAGCUGUUACCUGUGUGAAAUGGCAACCUCUUCACACGCUUGCUGCAUCUGGAGAAUUCUACCUCAUGAACACUUUGCUCAAACAUAACCUUGACAUCAAUUCCGUGGAUGCUGAGGGGGUGAGUGCGCUCCACAAGGCGAUAAUAGGCAAAAAGCAGGCCAUUACCAGCUACCUCUUGAGAGAGUCAGCAAAUCCCUUCAUUCGAGAUGCGGACGGAGGCACCUUGAUGCAUUAUGCUGUCCAGACAGCAUCCAUUCCGGCUAUCAAGCUGCUUCUCCUAUAUAAUGUUGAUAUAAACCUCCAGGACAAUGAUGGUUGGUCCCCGUUGCAUCUUGCUGUUCAAGCUCAAAGGACUGACAUUGUGAAACUCUUACUCAUCAAAGGCGCGGAUAAAACCUUAACAGACAAGGAUGGUUUAACCCCGCUGGAGCUCUGCCUUCAUCUAGGACGGGACACGAGGACUUUGGAGCUGAUCAAGCUGUUAAAGUUGUAUCCGAGGAAGUCCACUGCUUUGACUAGAAAACGCAGCCUAGGUUCAGAAACAAUCUAAGUAUCAUAGUACACAAUGCUCUGAUGCUCCCGUGAGAAACAUAGAAAAGUUUAUGCCUGAGCUCACACGCAGCGGAACUGUUAACUUAGCUGAUGAUCUUGAGACGGGCUCCGAGGUUGGGCAUUAGUCUUAUUUGACGUUGUACAUGUAAUUAGGACAUCUUGCGAUUGACCCAAAAGGAAUACGUAGAGAUCGGGGUGGGCGGGGGUGAAUGAAACAAAAACUGAAAAAUAUGAAAGCAGCCGUUUGGAAUUUGGAUGGAAUUUCAUCUACAGCGGCACAAUCACUAGCUUUAUCAGAUUUUGGCAAAAUUGCUCGUUUGGGAAUGAUUCCAAAAUGAAGGGAAUGAGGGGCUUUGAAUUCACUGGACUUUGAAAACCCAUAAAUGCAGGAUAGCUAAUAGGAGGGCAAUGGCAAGGAAGUGGACAGACAGCACUGUAUUGUCCUAAGAUUUUGCGGAAGUUGGAUGCUAAUGUUGAAGAGAGUGGAUUCUGCCAUAUAAGGUCAAAUGGAAAGGGAGAAUACAAGGUUAGACAUAAGGAAGAAAGGUUUACAGUUUAAG